This is a messenger RNA of Paramecium sonneborni, 7786 nucleotides long. NCBI's taxonomy places the organism in Eukaryota, Ciliophora, Oligohymenophorea, Peniculida, Parameciidae. The record is from the annotation of a GenBank genome assembly.
AUGUAACUAUCGGCUGUCUUUAGUAACUAAAAAUCAAUAUUUUAAAAUUUAGCAGCAUUUUAAUUAUUCUAUGUGUUAUCGUCUACAGGAAAUAAAAUUCUCAUAACUACUUACAGUUAUAUAUUCCCCUUGAUAAAUCCUGAUUUAUCUGAUAAUCUACUUCUCAUUCAAAAAGAAAUAGGUAUUUUUAAUGAUAUUAAAUUAUGGCAUUAUCUAUCAGUAGGUGUAAUAAAUAACGAAUUUUAAUUUUAUGUAACAUUCUUUGAAGAUUUUAUGGAAUAUUAUUAUGAUAGUUUUGAGUUUGUGAAUCAUUUUCAUCUAGUAAGAUAUUAAUUAGAAAUUGGAAAUAUUUAGAAAUAAUCAACAAAUUAUCUUAACUUUUAGUUUAAGGAUAUGGAUUUUGAUAAUUGUCCUGAAUUUAUUGAUUCUUUUGCAUUUUGUCACUUUAGUUGUGAAAGAUGUGAUGGUCCUACAAGUUCAAAUUGUUUAUCUUGUUCUUCAGAUAGAAUUUAUUUACCAGCACAUAAAUCUUGUAUAUGUCCAUAUGAUACUAUUGAUAGUUAUGAAUGUAAAGAUCACUAAAAAUUAGGAUUAUUACUUAAUUAUGAUGAUGAACCAUUAAAUAAAUGUUAAUUUGGUUAUUUUGAGUUUGAAAAUGAAUGCAUGUUAUGGUAAUAAUAAUUUUAAAUUUUAGUCCAUCAAUAAUUUAGGAUAAUUUUAUUACAUGUUUAGAUUGCUUAUAAAAUCCAGAUUCAUGGUAAUAAAAACUUUUUUGUGAAAUUAAUUUAUCUUCAUAUGAGAGUUAAAUAUCAAUAUAAAUAAAGGAAGAUAUUUAAUACUUUAUUUUAGAUGGUAAUGAUAUUAAUGUUUGUUUGCAGUGUAAUACUUAUUAAAGUCCUUAAUAUGAUGAUUAUUAAUUUCAUACCCAAUAAUUCUAAUAAUUAUGUAUAACAACUUAUGAUGAUUAUUUACCAAUUGAAUACAAAAAGAGAUGCUAUAAAUGUGAUUUGCAAUUUUGCUUAGUCUGUAAAGUUAAUCUUCUGAGUCUUGAAUGUGUUUUGUGUAUGGAACCAGCUAUAGUAAUUAAUGGUAAAUGUGAAAUUUAAUAUUUGUAUCCAAAAUCUAAUGAUUGUGUUAAACCUUAUUAUUUGGAUUCACUAAGGAAUUGCAAAUUAUGUGAUAUUGAAUAUUGUAAAUAUUGUUUUGAAUAUUCAAGCAAUGAUUUAAGUAAAAGUACGCUUUAUUACAAUUUUAAUUAAUUUAAUAAGGAUGAGUUUCAUAAAAUAGGUUGUGCUCUAUGUGAAAAUGAAUUUAGGUUUGAUUUUAAUAAAGGCAAAUGUUUAUACAGUAAACCAUCUAUUUAAAAUUGUAUCAGAUCUUAUAUUAGUUUAGAUAAUAUUGAAAUUUGUACAUUAUCUUAAAUUGAAGACUUUACAGUAGCUCCUUAAAUUAGUAAUUGUUUAACUUUUAUUGAAAAUUGUAAAUAAUGUAUUUAAGAUCCAUAGAAAGAAAUUAAAUGCAUUUUGUGCGAAGAUGGCUAUACUGCUUCAAUAUAAACAGGUUUAUGUUAUAAAUGCUCAAUUGAAAAUGCUAAAAAUUGUAUAGAAGGAUAAGCCUAGUUAUAAGAUAGUUAGAUACAAUUAGUUUAAAGUUUUAUAAUGUAAUUCCUAAAUAAUUAUUUUUAUCCUACUACUUAAAACAUUGAUAAAAUUGUUGAGCUACCUUUAGAAUGUUAAAAUGGAUUUCAAAUUAUUUCAAAAAUCAAAUGUCUUUAAUAUUGUGAUACAAAUUGUUUAUCAUGCAUAGAGUAAGAACGAUAGUUUCAUUGUAAUAAAUGUCCUUUGAAUUACUAUAAAUAACCUAUAAAGUCUUCUGAAAAUGGAAAGUGCCUUUUAUGUACUUAAUUAUGCUCAAUUUGCCAAUCUAGAACAAUUUAAGAAAUUAAUGUAUUAUUUUUUAUGUAGACUAGAAAAUUAAUCCAUAUUUUGUAAUAACAGAUUCAAAUAAGUCUUACACAUAUAAAUGCUUGUAAACAAUUAAAGAUAAGAAUAUUAUUAUAGAUCCUUAAACAAAUAUUGCCAAAUAUUGCUACAAUUAUUAAUGUACUGAUAAUUUAGUAUAUAAAGUAUUUAAAAUAAUUAUUUUAUUAGUUUGAUGUGAAUUGUAACAAUAUAAACAAAAUAUUUAAUGAAAUAUUUAGUGAGCAUUACGAAAAAAAUAUUAAUCCUUAAUAUUGUAAUGAAUUUGGAGUCAAGAAGAUUCUUAUAAAAAUAAAUUAAAUUAAAUCUUUGUUCUUAUGCCCUGAUAUUGAUAUAAUAGUGAUGGAAAACAAAUUAAAAAAGAAAAUAUUUUCCCUUUAAGAAACACAUCUCUAAAUUAAAAGAGAAUAUCAUGUAGAGGAAAUUUUUAUAGGAAAAUUAAAUUUAAAUAAUUUUGAUUCAGUUGAGAUAAAUUAAAUGAUAUUUUUUAUUAACAGACCUACUGAUUGGUAUUUAAGUAAUGGUGAAAAAUCUUUAGACUUAAUUAUACUAAAUACUCUAUUUUAUUCUAAAGUUUAUCUAACACAAUCAUAUUCAAUCAAAGUAAAAAAAUAUCGCAAACUCAUUUUGAAAAAUGUGACAUUUGAAAAAAUAAAUAUAUAUAAUUAAUCUCUUAUAGACGGCUCCUAAUUUGAAUCUAAUAGUGAAAUAUUUAUCCAAAAGUUGCAAAUAUAUAAUUCUUAAUUUUAUUAAUCGAAUUUAUUUAAUUUUAUUAGUUUUCAAAAUAAAAUUACUAUUGAGUAUCUAGAAAUGAUCAACUGUUCUAUAUAAUAAAGUGAAAUAUUGUAAUUCCACACCAAUUUCAAUGUUUAAGUUGAUAUCAUUAAUAUGAAUAUUCAAAAUAAUUAUUUCACUAACUCAACUUUUAUAAAUGGAAAAGGAAUUUUAUCGAUCAACUUUAUUUAAACAUAAUUUUCCAAAAAUCAGGUAUCAAAUUCUAUUAUAUUUUAUAUCAAUUUGAUAUCGUAAUUCUCUUAAAUUUAUAUAAAUCAAAAUAAUUUUAUUGACUCUAAAAUUAUUCUUAUUGAUUAAAAAUAUGAAGGAAAAUCUUUAAUGAAAAUAGAUGAUUUUUAAAUAAAAUUUAAUACAUUUUUUAAUUCUGUUAUACUCAAAUUAGAAGUUAAAGAAAAUGAAGCAGCAAUAUAUUUUUACAAUUUAUAUUUACUUGGAAAUGAGAGAAUAGAUGAAGAAAUAUUUAAAUACAUAUUAUUUUAUUUAAAUUCUAAAAGAUUUCAUCUGCAAAAUUGUGUUCUAAAAGAAUAAUUUUUUUAGAGCCAUUUCUCAUUAUUUGAAGUUAGUAAUAUAAAAAUUGAAAAUGUAACUUAUUUUAACUAAAAGCAAUUGUAUAUAAUUCCUUUGAAAUAAAAUUGUACCGAUAAUAAGGAAAAAAACUAGUUGUUUUUAAUAUAAGGAUUUUAAAACCUUGAAAUGAAAUUUAUCAGAAUUGAAAAUAUUUCUAGCAUUGAUAACUCUUUUAUUUAAAUUUUAACUAAUGUUUUAUAAUUUUAAAAUACUAAUUAAACGAUAUAUUUUUAGGAUAUCACAUUUUAAGGAAAUAUAAUUUAAAAAUUUACUUAAGGGGAAUUAAUAUCAUUUUUAUUGAUUUAUUCAGAAACUAAUUAAGCAAUUACUUGUAAAAACUUAUUUUUUUAAUAAAACUUUUUUCAUUAGAUUCUUGAUGAUUAUUCUUCAAACUCCGCUGGUCUUAUUUAUAUAUAUUCUUAAUAAAGUAUAGUGAAUUUACAAAAUUCUUCUUUUUGUUAAAAUGGUUUAACAAAUUCGACAAGCCCUUUUAUUUAUAUAAGUACUGCAAAACUUAAUAUUAAUGAUAUAGUUAUUAAAAAUCAUAAUAUUUUAUCAAAUGAUAUUUGGAAACAAUAUUAUUCAAUUGAUGUUUAAAGCCAAUUCAAUGAGCAUGAAAUUAUUAUGUUUUUAAAAUAAAUAUUUUAAAUGAAAAAUAUAGGAGGAGGUUUUUAAAUUAUUACAACAAAUUUAAAUCUAACUUAAGGAUACUUUGAGAAUAUACUUUCUUAAAGUAGCCAAGUUAUUGAUAUUAUUACUUAAGGAGAUGGUAUAAUUAAUCUUGAAUCGUUGAAUAUAUAGUAAAUUUAAAGCACAUUAAAUUUUGAUAGCCAAGGAUGUAUUAGAAUUUAUUCGAAGAAUAGUUUUUUGAAUUUUUAAUUAAUUAAUACAAUUUUUUAAAGAGUAAAUAAUAAAUUGGACUCUUCUAUUUUAACAAUUACUCCAUCUUUGGUAUAAAAUUUUAUAAAGAUAUAAAACGUUUAAUUGACAGAUUGUAUUUCACUAAUAAAUCAAUUUAUUUAAAUUGAUUUUUCAUUUAAAAAAUCUGAUUUAAAUAAAAUUAUAAUACAAAAUUUAAAAAUAACUCAAAAUGAUCAAGCUUGGAUUCAAUAUUUUGAAAUGAUCCAAUAAAUUAAUUAAAUUGAGAUUGAUAAAAUUAUUAAUGAUAAUGCAGUUAUUAAUUUAUAUGGAUGUUCUCUUAUUAUUGAUGGAUUGAUUAUCGAAGGAACAUAUAUUUCAUCAAUCAUAAAAAUAUCAGAUUCACCAAAUAUUAUUAUUUCAAAUUGUAAUUUUGACUCAAUCAAGACAUUUUAUCCUUUAAAUAUUUUACACUUUGAGUAGUAGAUAGAAUCAAAAUUAUACAUUAGCAUAUAAAAUAUAAAUUUUAAUAAAUAUUCUAUAUUUUCAAAAUGGAAUUAUGAAGAUUUAAGAAUAAAGACAUUUAUAUUUUACUUUUAGUAUAAUUAAUGUAGUUUUGAAAACAUCAUAGAAUCUACAAAAAUAAAUUACUAAAUAUUUUAAAUUCAGGCUCUAUUAGAUAUUUUAAAUAAGAAUAUGAAAAUUUCUGGUAGUUUAAUUUAUUUAGAGAGUAUUUCCAUUAAUAAUAUAAUCUAAUUUAGUUCGGUUUCAAUUAGUUAAAGCAAUUGUAGAGAAUGUUAAUUGGGAUUACUUUAUUUUUAUAUUUUGUCAUUUUAAAAAUUUAAGCUGGUAGACUUGAUUUUCACAAAAAAUUAUAUAAGUUAAUAUGGAUGUAUUCAUUUUAAUACACUUUAAUAAAAAAAUUAAAAGAUAAAACUACAUUCUUCUCUCUUCUUACUUAAUUAUGGUAAUAUAGGAUCAGCUAUUUAUUCAAAAUAACUUAGUAUUGAUAUUAUUAAUUGUAAUUUUUUAAAAAAUACUGCUGAAUCUUUUGGAGGAGCUAUUUACAUGUUAAAUUGUAAAAAUGAUUUUAAAAUCCUAAAAUCAUAAAUUAUUGAAAAUAAUGCUACUCAAGGAGGUGGAAUUUAUUUUAAUGGAAGUAAUUCGUUAAAUCAAUAAAAUUUUGUAAAAUCUUUGAUUUAAUUUAAUACUGCAAUAUUAUUAACUAAUAAUGUAGUUGAAGUUCCUCAUCAUUUAUCAUUAUCAAUAAAUAAUUAAGAAAUGAUUUCAGAACAAAUUAAAUUUUAGAAUAUUACAUCAAAUUUUUUGAAAUUAAAAAAAUACCAGAUUUUAGAAUAAGGUAAAAUUAAAUUUACGAAUGCGUUUAUGAUUCCAAGCAAUUAAAUUAUUUAAAAUUAUAAAGUAUUUAAUCCUUAAAAUUAUUCUUAUUUAACUUAUAUAAGAGAAUUUCAAAUAAACUAAAAAAAUAGUUUAAAUGAAAAGUUAGUUAACUUUCCAAAUUCAUCUUGUGAUAUAAGUUUAAAUACUUAGUUAACAGAUAAUAAAACGGUAAUACAAUAGAAUUCUAAUCAAACUAUUUUCUAUAAUUAAAUGAAAAAUGGUUUUGAUUUAGGAUAGAUUUCAAUUCUUUUUAAUCCAUAUUAAGAGGAAAAUAUUUUUUUUUAAUUAUAGAUUAAUUGUACGAAUAAUUUUUAAGAGAAUAUUUUGCAAUAUGUAAUAAAAGGAAAGACCUUGAAAUGUUAAUUAGGUGAAUUUUAUUAUAAUGAGGGUUGUUAAUAAUGUGAACCUGAUAAAGGGUUUUAUUCUGUAACAUAUAAUAAUUCUAAAUGUUCUAUUUUUGACAAAACAAAAUUAAAAAAUAUAAUGUCUAAUUAAAUAGAAUUACUUGAAGGUUUUUGGAGGCCCAAUCAUUUUUCAGAUUUAACUGAGUAAUGUUUCAAAAAUCAAUAAUUCUGUUUAGGAGGUUGGUAAGUUGGAAAUGAUUUAUGUUAACUUGGUCACACUGGAGCAUUAUGUGAAGAAUGUGAUAUAUAUAAUAUUAGAGGUUAUGGAAACUAUUUUAAAAUUAUUUCAGAUUCAAAAUGUGCUUUAUGUGAUGAUAGUAAACCUAACAUUGUAUUAACAAUAAUCUUUGCUUUACUAUGGUAUGGAAAUUUAAAAUAAAAAUAGGUCAAUUAUAUAAAUUAUUUUAACAUUAAGAAGUAUUGAGGAAUCAAAUAAAUUAUUUUAAUCGUUAAAAUUGAGAUAAAGAUUUAGUAAAAUUCUAUUUAAAUUAAAUUAGGGUAUUAUAAUUAUUUAAUAUUCUAGACCAUAAGGGUAUUUUGAUAAAAAUGUUUAUCAAUUAUUUAUGGAUUUUAACUCUAAUCUUUACAUUUAAUAUUUAGUUUCCUUUAUUUUUUGGGUUUGUCGAAAGAACUAGUAAUCCAUCAAUAUUUAUGGCAACUAGUUUAGAAUGUUAUACAGCUGAUAUACAUAAUAUCUAAUUAAUCUAUUUAAGAAUUAUUAUGCUAUUUAUAGUACAAUUGAUCUUAUUCCUUAUAAUUUAUGGGGGAUAUAAGAUUAGCUCUGUAAUGAAAAAUGAAAAAUUCAACAAUAGUAUUUUAUCUAAUACUGCAAUCUAUCUAUAUAUUUCUAAUUAUGCUGAAUUUGCCAAAUAGUAUAAAUAUUUUGUAUUAAUUAGAUUUGCAUCCUUAAUAUCCAUAAGAAAAAUUUCAAAUAUUGAUUUUAUAUAAGGAGAUGUAUCAUUACAAUAUUAUACUAAUACUCAUUAAGAAUGGGUUAUGUCAUUUGUUAUUCCAGGAUAUUUUUUAAUUUCUUUUAUUAUACCUUCUCUAUUUUUCAUAUUAUUGUUUAUUCUGAGAAAUAAAUUAGAUUAAAUUAAAUUAAGAAAACACAUAUGCUAUGUUUUUAAUGAAUACAAAGAAGAAAAUUAUUAUUGGGAAUUUAUCAAAAUUUGGUAAAAAACUAUAAUGAUAUCUAUUAUUAUUUACUUUGAAACAAAUACCUACUUAAAAGGAUCUCUAUUAGGUUUAAAUCUUUUAGUUUAUUAAGCAUUUGCUUUGAAAUUCAAACCAUAUCUUAUACUGAAAUUCAAUAAUCUUGAUCUAAUAACUUCAUAGAUCUGUUCAAUAGCUAUAUAUGUAGCAAUAGCAAAAUAUGCAAGUGAAUAACAAAAUAAUUAAAGUUGGUCAGUAAUUCUAUAAUUUCUAAUUAUUAUUUUAUUGAUCAAGUUAUGCCUUCCUUUUAUUCAUAAUAUCUUAUUAGCUUAUCAUAAAAAUUAUAAAAUAUAUAUAUUAACUUAAAUUCAUAGAAUACUUAAAUGGUGUUUACCAUCUUUCUUUUUGACUAAAUUUAUUCAAAGAAAAUUAUUUUCAUAUGAAAAAUAGUAGUAAUAAAUUCAUUAAAAUUUUAUGAAAUUGAAAUAAUACUUAUUUUCACGCAUAUAAAAUUAGAAAAAGAAACCUCUUUUUAGUAUAUUAUUUAGAAAAGGUUCAUAAUAAAUGAGUCCAAGAUUAUAUACUGAAACUUAGAGAUAUACAGAUUCAAUAAAUUUAAAUUAAAUAUGA